This is a messenger RNA of Silurus meridionalis, 6708 nucleotides long. RefSeq names its product discs, large (Drosophila) homolog-associated protein 1a (gene dlgap1a). NCBI's taxonomy places the organism in Eukaryota, Metazoa, Chordata, Actinopteri, Siluriformes, Siluridae. The record is from RefSeq and is a predicted model, not a curated record. Bases 200 to 3463 code for a protein of 1087 amino acids. Gene Ontology annotation, cellular component: glutamatergic synapse; postsynaptic specialization. Gene Ontology annotation, biological process: signaling. The transcript has 11 exons. Gene Ontology annotation, molecular function: molecular adaptor activity.
CGUCUCAAUCAGCUCUCCUUCAUCCAGUGCGCUCCUAUCUCUCUCUCUCUCUCUCUCUCUCUCUCUCUCUCUCUCUCUGAGAUCCUCUAUCCAUCAGCACUGCCGGAUCAUGAAUGGUGAAUAAUAAAGAAGAAAGCCAGGUCCAGUGGGGAGAGUACGGAGCUGUUAGCAAAGUGAGUGUGUUCAUGACCCUGGCUGUAUGAUGAUGAUGAAAGGCCUUUCCAGCAGCCGCAGCCACCACCACAUGGUGGCCUGCGAGCCUUCGUAUGACCCUAUGGGUCACCACGGUGAUCGCAAGCCCUACCUCAUCAGCCAGAUCGAGGCUCCACCUCCUCCUGAUCAUCCGUAUUACUCGUCUCGGAGCUCGUACCAGCCAGACUGUGUGGUGCCUUAUGGGACCUUCCCGCGGCGCCACUACAGCACAAGCCAUGAGCCUAAGGAAGAGUGUGCCGUUGUGCCCUACACAGGUGGAAUGGGGCCUGUGGGAAAAUGCCAACGAGUGCCGGUCAACCUGCUAGAACAUCUGGAUCGUCAGCUUCCAAUGGCACGGGACGGCUAUCACACAUUACAGUAUAAACGGGCAGCAGCUGCUGCGGCUGCUUUAGAGCAGCGCAAUGACAGUCCUGGCCGUAUCCGGCACUUGGUGCACUCGGUGCAGAAACUUUUUACCAAGUCACACUCGUUAGAGGGGCCUCACCAUGGUGGACAUGGGCACGGACAUAGUAAGAGCAGUAUGAAUGGAAGCAAAGCUAGUCCGGAUGGAGAAAACACGCCGGCACCGACACCACGGCAGCGUAAGCGAAGCAAGAGCCGCGAACGCUGCAAAUCGGCCGAACCCAAGCAACGGACACCGCCCUCAGGAUACUGGAGCUCGGACGAACUAGAGCGGGAUGUCUGCCCUCUGCGCCAUGCUGCACCAGGCAUCAUGACCGUGGGGCGUCACCCAGAGCGGGCGCAGUCUCAGUACUUCCUGGAGGCAUGUGGAGCCGAGCCGACGCUGAAGAACUCGCGGAGCAGCAGUGAUGUGGCCAAGUGCACAACGUGUGCCAUCACGCAACCGGGCACAGAUGUGGCACAGCUGGCAAAGAAGAGUGCGUGGUCGUCCUCUCUCACGGUGAGCAGGGCGCGCCAGGUGUACCAGCAGGCCGCUGUAAAUCUAGAUAAGGCACUAGUGAAAGCAGAGGCUUGUCAGCAGGAGCGCACAUGCCAAUUCUUGCAGGUUCCUCAGGAUGAGUGGGGUGGUUUCCCCAUGGGGAAGGAGGAGGACAUCCCAUGCAGGCGGAUGCGCAGUGGCAGUUAUGUUAAAGCCAUGGCCGAGGACGACAGCGGCGACUCGGAUGGAAGCCCCAAACCGUCGCCCAAGAUGCAGGCGAGACGAGCCAGCUACCUCAAAGCCACUCAGCCGUCACUCACUGAGAUGACCACGCUCAAUAUCUCUACAGAACACUCUCCAAAACUGCAGAUCCGGAGUCACAGCUACCUACGAGCCGUCAGCGAAGUUUCCAUCAACAGAAGUAUGGAGAAUCUGGAUCCUAAGGCUCUCCUUGCUUCGCCUCAAUACCGCUCGCGCAACGAGAGCUACAUGAGGGCUAUGAGCACCAUUAGUCAGGUGAGCGAGGUGGAGGUGAACGGUCAGAUAGAGGCCGUGUGUGAAAGCGUUUUCAGCGAGAUGGAGUCUCAGGCAGUGGAUGCCUUGGACUUGCCGGUUCCUGGAUGUUUCCGGAUGCGGAGUCACAGCUAUGUACGAGCCAUCGAUCAGGGCUGUUCACAGGACGACGAUGGACCAUUACUGCCUGCAUCACCGCCACGGACCACCACGACGGUCCGGACAAUUCAAAGCAGCACAGUGUCCUCAUGUAUCACCACCUAUAAGAAGACGCCUCCUCCGGUUCCUCCACGCUCCUCCACCAAGCCCUUCAUCAGCAUCACGGCUCAGAGCAGUACAGAGUCGGCGCAGGACGCCUACAUGGACGGGCCGGGUCAUCGCCAUGGUGACACGGCGCUGCAUUCGGCUCUCAGUAACUCCACAGAGAGCAUCGACAGCAUGAAGGCUCUGACGGCCGCCAUUGAGGCGGCGAACGCGCAGGUGCACGGCCCUGCAAGCCAACACGUCAGCUCAAGCAGCAACGCCGGCCCCACCUCACCUAUGCCCCUGCCCCUGACUUUGCCUCUCCCUGUCCCUGUCCAUGUCCCUGUACAGAUUCCCGCACUGGAGGACACACACCGGGACCCCCUCAGGGACGCACACAGGGAUACACAUAGGGAUAGACACAGGGAUACACACAUAGAUACACACAGAGAUGCACACAGGGACGCACACAGGGACGCACACAGGGACACACACAGGGACACACACAGGGACACACACAGGGAUACACACAGGGAUACACACAGGGAUACACACGGGGAUACACACAGGGAUACACACAGGGAUACACACGGGGAUACACACAGGGAUACACACAGGGAUGCCCACAGGGAAGCUCUCCGCAAAGGCCGGUGUCUCUCCAUCGGCAUACAGGUGGACGGCCCUGAAGAUCAGGAGGCUGAGGACCAAUCGAAGUUUCAGUCAGUAGGGAUUCAAGUUGAGGACGAGAGAAGUCAUCGCCGGAUCAUGCGCUCCAACAGCGUGACGGCGGCGGUUCAGGCGGACUUGGACAUGCCCGAUUUCUCUCCCACUGAGUCUCCAGACAAUGACGUUACCUUUUCUCGGGAUGCCACGGCCUCCACGGUGAGCAUCCAGGGCUCGGGGAACCAUUACCACGCCUGCACCUCAGAUGACUACGCCUCCGUGGGCUUUGACCCGUCCGUGCUGCCUCCUCCGGAGCCCUGGGUGGACAGCGGCGUUAUGGAGGACCAGCUCCAGAGUGCACGAAGCCGCUCGGUGUGCCAGCGCGACGGACGCUGGUUCCUCAAACUGCUGCAAGCCGAAGCCGAGCGCAUGGAAGGCUGGUGCAGGCAAAUGGAGCAGGAGGAGCGGCACAACGAGCUUCCUGACGACAUUCUGGGGAAGAUCCGCAGUGCAGUAGGCAGUGCCCAGCUUCUCAUGUCUCAGAAGUUCCAGCAGUUCAGAGAGCUGUGUGAGGAGAACCAGAACCUGAACGCUCACCCGCGACCCGUGGCUCAGGAUCUGGCCGGCUUCUGGGAUAUGCUGCAGCUCUCUAUUGAGAACAUCAGCCUGAAGUUUGACGAACUUCACCAGCUAAAGGCUAACAACUGGAGACCCCUCGACCCCCCUGAGAGAAAGGAGAGGAGAUUGCCUCCCCCUGUGCCAAAGAAACCGGUGAAGUGCCAUCCUCCGCUGGCGCGGGAUCGCUCUCUCGAGAGUUCAGAGAAACAGCGGCAGGAGGCUCGCAAGCGCUUAAUGGCAGCCAAAAGAGCUGCAUCCGUGCGCCAGAACUCAGCCACCGAGAGCGCAGACAGCAUCGAGAUCUACAUCCCUGAGGCCCAGACCAGACUCUAAACCCCACCUCACCACGCCACCCCCCACCCACACGCACACACACACACACACCCACACACAUACACACACUCCCUACUGCACUCGCGCACAUUAAUACUGAAAGCACAAACACGCUGGCCUGGUCCGAUUCAGAGAGAGGAGCGCCAACACACACACACACACACAUAAAACUGUUUUUUGAUUUACAAGGCGACCCAGAAUCUGCGUUAACAUCUGCUCUUAUCGUCUCCUUGUAUUUUAUUCAUCAAAAAACGAUUUCCAGAAUCUUUCUCUAUUAACAAAUUCAAUCCCAAAUCGCCUUCUAUUAACUGCUCCUGCUCACUACAUAGGGUUUAAUAUGUAGGUAGUGUAGCGUAGUGCACUAGAUACGCAAAAAGAACUGAAUCAAACACUUAGAUAGAUGUAGGUUUAGCACCUAAAAAUCAUAUAGAGCUUUUUAAUCUUUCAAAAGGCGAAUUUUUAUAAAUGUUAUAAAUAUUUUCAUAUAUUUUAUUUGAAUGAUUAUACGCCAGAAAAUUCGCUCCGACGCGAACAAUAUCGACUCACACUUAAUCGUAUAAUAUUGUACUGAAUCAACUAUUUUCACUCAGCAGAUGUAUACACACUUUACUUGUAAACACACACACACACACACACACACACACACACACACACACACACACUGUCCUGGGCGCUGAACGGAUAGGCGGAGUGUUUGUAUAUAAUCUGUGAUCUACUGUUCCUCUACUGCUACCAGGGACACCACAGCAGGUCUCUGGGUGUUUUUUUCUUUUCUUUUUAUUUCUUUUAUAUUUCUUUUUAAUCUUUUUCUUUUCUGUUUCGUCUCUGAACUUUUCCUAAACAUUGUAAUAUAUCUCUUCAUCUCUCCGACGUCACACUCAUCUCCUGCUGAAGUCUGGACCAUUUCUAAUCUAAUCUAAUCUCUUGGAUCUUUGGGCAAUCUUCAUUUUACACGUCAAAAACACUCCACCAUCCCCCCUCGGAAAAGACGAACCUGCUCCUCCGUCACACAGAUUGAUCACGUGAGAAAUACGAUCAGAGUGCAAAGGUCGAGUAAUGACUUAAUCGACUGGAAGGGUUUUUUUGUACAUAUGGGAGGGUGUUUAUGGAAUAAUCUGGCCAAAGAUGUUGUCCGGAUUUUAAUUCCAGGAUUGACAAACAGGUGCAUAAACUGACUCUGAAUAUGUGGAACUUUCCCCACUUAUACAUAAUGUAUUAAAGUGUGGAAAAAAAUGUGUGGUUUUAGAGAGACAUAUGAACGUUUUUUUUUUUGUUUCUAUGCAACAGACUCUGUAAUAUAACAGUAUAAAGAUUUCUUUUGACCAAACAAAUCCGUAAACAUCCAGAUGUUCCGCUUUAUUUUUUAUUAAAAAAUCCUCCCUUAGCAUGAAGAACAUCUUUCCACACUGUCAGCACUUCGUUCUCCAAACAUUCAGCAGAGAAACUGUCUGUUGUAAAACUCACUAAAGUUUCUCUUCACUAGUUGGAGAUUUCUUUCUUGUGAUCCAGUUCAUCCCAAAGCGGUUCAAUAGGAUGAAGUCGGUUCCAUUGAGCCGCAGUCCAGACGGACCUGCAUGGUGUUGAAGUACGGAAUGAGAGCCAUGUUAGUUCAGGAUUUCUUUUCCUCAUCUCUUCUGAACUUUACAGAAGUUUUGUUAGACAUAAAAAUGCCAAUUGGUUUCUUCUGUCUGCAGAAUGAACUUCCUUGUGUGGUUUUGCUUGUUGCUGCGUUUGUUGCAUAGAAACAGAAGGAACACUCAUGCGUCUCAAAAAACAUAAAACACUGCGUUUCCACACUUUUCACAGAUUCUGUAUAUCAGCAAACAUUAUAGCAACAGCUCAAGGUUAUUUAAUAUUAAGUUUUAUGCUAAUUGGCUUAUUUAAACAGAUAGUUUGAAGGAUGUGGUUUGAGUGAGACAUUAACACUAAACAUGCUAGCUCGAUUAGCUGCACAUCUGUUCCACCACAUCAGCAGUGACUGAAAUCGUUCAUCAGAUCGUUUCUGGAACACUAACCGAACAAACAGAAACUUCUGCUUCGACCUUCUGCUUCGACCUCAUUCCCAUUUCUUUCCAUCACGUGACUUUAAAUUUCUAUAUUUCCAACUUUUCCUUGAUUUAAAGUUUUUUCCUUAAUUGUAACGGUGGGGAGAAACGCAGAAGCAGGACAGGGUACAUGAUGAUAAAAAGCAAUAUUUCAUUAUCAAUCAGAGUUACACUGAUGAAGCAGAGGCCUACUGCGUGUAAACGUCGAAUUAUUGCUAACGAAAGAAGAUGCCUUCACUUUUUCUGUAGCCAUUUCUGUUUCCUCUGCUGUCACUUGCUAUUGUAAAUGCUUCUUAGUGACUCAGCCCCUUUAUUUAUUUCUUUAUUUAUUUCUCUCUUUUUCUCUUUUUCUCUCAAUCUCAAGAAAAUAUGUUCUCUGUUUUAAACCCUGUGAGAAAUUUAGAAACAUAUCGUUUAGUGCAUAUUAUACAGACUUACUUCCUUUUUUAUGUAGAAUUCAGAUCUUUUAUGGAUAUAAGCCAAUAGCGGUGCUUGAUGUAGCCCCGCCCCCUAAAAAAAGACAAUUUAUCAAGUGUUUAAAUGAGAUGAAAAAACUAUAAAACACAAACUUUUCAUCAUUGUUCAAGUUCAGUUUGUCCUUAUUCCUGUGUGUUUUUUAUGUACAUUGUAUUGUUGCCCAUUGGGGGAGUGGCUCUCGGUCAUGUGACUUAGUUUGUCCAAUCCUGCCAGGUGGGCCGGACUUAUCUCAGGACGAAACAUGUACGCAGUGGGCGCAGCAAAAUCAGGGUCUCCCAGUGGUCAUGUUCCGUGUUUAUUGUGUGUGUGUGUGUGUGUGAGAGUGUGUGUGUGUGUGUGAGAGAUUUUUGCGUGUAUGUCUCGAAAAGUGCUUCCUAACUUCGUUUCUGUUUGGAUGAAGUCGAGUAGCCUCCUGAAUCUGUGCACACGACCCUUAUUUUAACCCGUAGUGUUUGUACAGAAACUUUACGAGGACACGCAUGCAGACCUGUUACCAUAGAAACACCGUAUAUCCUAUUUGUACUUUAAUUCUUGUAUUUAUUUAUUUACUUAUUUAUUUACCUUUUUAAUGUACUUGUUUAUUUGUUGAUUUUCUUUUUGUACGGUUUGGGUUCAGUUCAGUGAUCGCUCAUGCUCCCUUCAUUUUGUGAACAUGUUGUACUGUAUGUAUAGACAUGAUGUGUGCAGACAGACGACGAACACAAUAAAUUCUGCAAACUUUUA